AUGGUUCAAGGUGGCAGGAGGCUCUCUCUGACCCGGUGUUUUCCCCCCUCUCAUGCCAGCCGGAUCAACGAGAAGUCGGUAUGGUGCUGUGGCUGGCUGCCCUGCACGCCGCUGCGCAUCGCAGCCACCGCUGGCCACGGCCCCUGCGUCGACUUCCUCCUCCGCAAAGGGGCUGAGAUCGACCUGGUGGAUGUGAAGGGGCAGACCGCCCUCUACGUGGCCGUGGUCAACGGGCACCUCGAGUGUGCCAAGAUCCUCCUGGAAGCUGGGGCUGACCCCAACGAGGACACCCCUGUCUACCACGCAGCACGCGUCGGCCGGGCGGACAUCCUCCGGGAGCUGAUCAGGUACGGCGCAGAUGUGGACGUGAACCACCACCUCCCUUCCCGGGCCCCCAGCCUCGCCCUGCGGCCCCUCACCACACUGGUGGUCUGUCCGCUCUACAUCAGCGCUGCCUACCACAACCUCCAGUGCUUUCGGCUGCUGCUCCAGGCUGGAGCCAACCCGGAUUUUAACUGCUGUGGGCCCAUCAACAUCCAAGGCUUCUCCCGGGGUUCCCCAGUCUGUGUGAUGGACGCUGUCCUGCGGCAUGGCUGUGAAGCAGCAUUCGUCCAACUCUUGAUUGACUUUGGAGCCGAUUUGAACCUGGUGAAAGUGGAGGCCUUGGGAGUUGAAUCCACGGGAAGGGUCAAAGUCAACCCUGAGGCUCUGCAGGUGUUCAAAGAAGCGAGGGGCCGCACCCGGAGCCUCUUGUCUCUCUGCCGCAUAGCUGUACGAAGAAUACUUGGCAAAUCUCGUCUGGAUCUGAUCCAUGUCCUUCCAAUCCCAGACCCCAUUAAACAAUUUUUACUUCACGAAAACAGUUAAAAGGCAACUGGCUGCUUUCCGGGACAGUUUGAUUUGGUAAAUGAGUGUGCUGAUAAAGCCAGGUGCCAAUCCUAACCCUUCUCCC
Pterocles gutturalis (yellow-throated sandgrouse) is the source of this 952-nucleotide messenger RNA. RefSeq names its product ankyrin repeat and SOCS box containing 1 (gene ASB1). Gene Ontology annotation, molecular function: protein binding. Gene Ontology annotation, cellular component: ubiquitin ligase complex. NCBI's taxonomy places the organism in Eukaryota, Metazoa, Chordata, Aves, Pterocliformes, Pteroclidae. Gene Ontology annotation, biological process: intracellular signal transduction; protein ubiquitination. The record is from RefSeq and is a predicted model, not a curated record.